CGGAUGGAAAAGUUGUGUUUUUUUCCGUUAUUUUUUGCGCCGCAGAUUUAAAACGUCAGUGUUUAUAAACGCUCUAUAAAGUUUAAUAACAGCGCACUAAGGCUUUAUAAUGCAUUUAUAACGUUUAUAUUAAACCCAGUCACUUUAACGCUGAUUCUGCAGUCAUAUUUAUUUAGUUAUAUUUGUAGUGUUUUUGAGGGUAAAUCUCCUGAACAAUGGGGAACCGCGGGAUGGAGGAUCUGAUUCCCCUCAUCAACAAGCUCCAGGACGCCUUCAGCUCCAUCGGGCAGAGCUGUAAUCUGGACCUGCCGCAGAUCGCGGUGGUCGGCGGGCAGAGCGCAGGGAAGAGCUCCGUGCUGGAGAACUUCGUCGGCAGGGAUUUUCUUCCCCGAGGUUCUGGUAUUGUUACUCGUAGACCACUCAUCCUUCAGCUUGUCAACCACAAAGCCGAAUAUGCCGAGUUUCUGCACUGUAAAGGUCGCAAGUUUGUUGACUUUGACGAGGUGCGGCUGGAGAUCGAGGCCGAGACGGACCGCAUCACCGGCUCUAAUAAAGGAAUCUCACCCGUUCCCAUCAACCUGAGGGUUUACUCUCCUAAUGUACUGAAUCUGACUCUGAUUGAUCUUCCUGGUAUGACUAAGGUUGCUGUUGGUGACCAGCCACCAGACAUCGAAUUCCAAAUAAGGGAGAUGCUGCUGCAGUUCAUCACCAGGGACAGCUGUCUGAUUCUGGCCGUCACACCAGCCAACACCGACCUCGCAAACUCGGACGCGCUCAAGAUCGCCAAGGAGGUCGACCCCCAGGGUCUGCGCACUAUUGGUGUGAUCACCAAACUGGAUCUGAUGGAUGAGGGGACGGAUGCCCGAGAUAUCCUGGAGAACAAACUACUGCCUCUGCGUAGAGGCUACAUUGGUGUGGUGAACCGCAGUCAGAAGGACAUUGAUGGGAGGAAGGACAUCCGGGCUGCUCUGGCAGCAGAGAGGAAGUUCUUCCUGUCUCACCCUGCAUACAGACACAUAGCCGAGAGGAUGGGAACACCGUACCUGCAGAAAGCACUCAACCAGCAACUAACGAAUCACAUCCGCGACACACUGCCCAGUCUGCGCAGUAAACUACAGAGUCAGCUGCUGUCUCUGGAGAAGGAGGUGGAAGAGUACAAGAACUUCAAGCCUGAUGACCCAACACGCAAAACUAAAGCCCUGCUGCAGAUGGUGCAGCAGUUUGGUGUGGACUUUGAGAAGCGGAUCGAGGGUUCUGGUGAUCAGGUGGACACUGUGGAACUUUCAGGAGGAGCUCGAAUCAACCGCAUCUUUCACGAGCGCUUCCCCUUUGAACUCGUCAAGAUGGAGUUUGAUGAGAAAGAACUGAGAAGAGAAAUCAGCUACGCAAUUAAGAACAUACAUGGUGUGAGGACGGGUUUGUUCACCCCUGACCUGGCGUUCGAGGCCAUAGUGAAAAAGCAGAUCGUUAAGCUGAAGCAGCCGUGUCUCAAAUGCGUGGAUCUGGUCGUGUCCGAACUCUCCGCUCUCGCCCUCAAGUGCACAAAUAAGCUGAGCUCAUAUCCUCGACUGAGAGAGGAGACCGAGAGGAUUGUCACCACCUACAUUAGAGAGAGGGACAGCAAGACUAAAGACCAGGUGAUGCUGUUGAUUGACAUCGAACUCUCUUAUAUCAACACCAAUCAUGAAGACUUCAUUGGUUUUGCAAACGCCCAACAGAGCUCCUCAGUCACCAAGAAGAGAGCCGUUCCCAACCAGGUGAUCAGGAAGGGUUGGCUCACCAUCAACAUCAGCAUAAUGAAGGGGGGCUCGAGGGACUACUGGUUUGUCCUGACUGCUGAGUCUCUGUCCUGGUACAAGGAUGAAGAGGAGAAAGAGAAGAAGUACAUGCUCCCUUUGGAUAACCUGAAGCUCAGAGAUGUGGAGAAAGGCUUCAUGUCCACCAAACACACCUUUGCUAUCUUUAACACUGAGCAGAGGAAUGUGUAUAAAGACCUGCGUCAGAUCGAGUUGGCGUGUGACACUCAGGAAGACGUGGACAGCUGGAAGGCCUCGUUCCUGCGGGCAGGAGUGUAUCCUGAGAAAGACCAGGUGGAGAACGGUGACGGGGCUCCAGUAGACACAAUCUCCAUGGACCCUCAGUUAGAAAGACAGGUGGAGACAAUAAGGAACUUGGUCGAAUCGUACAUCAGCAUCGUCAACAAGAGCAUCCGGGACCUCAUGCCUAAGACCAUCAUGCACAUCAUGAUCAACAGUGCGAAGGAGUUCAUCCACUCAGAGCUGCUGGCGUUCCUGUACUCAAGUGUGGACCAGAGUGUGCUGAUGGAGGAGUGUGCUGAUCAGGCUCAGCACCGAGAUGAGGUGUUAAGGAUGUACCACGCCCUUAAGGAGGCUCUUAGCAUCAUCAGUGACAUCAGCACCACCACCAUCUCCACCCCCCUGCCCCCUCCUGUGGACGAUACCUGGAUCAGCACAGAUACCAGUCCUCCUGCUCAGAUAAAACAUCCAAGCUCCGCCCCUCCUCCGGGUCGUCCUCCUGCAGUUAGGGGUCCCACCCCAGGUCCUCCCCCAGGCUCGGCUCCUCCACCAAUGGCUCCACCAAUUCCAUCUCGACCAGGUCCAUCACCUGUGAAUGCUUAUGGUCUUGCGUCUCUGGAGCCAAUCUCCGCCCCUCCACCACAGAUUCCCUCUCGCCCCGCCCGUGUUCCCCCCUCCAUACCACCCGGAAUCCCCAGAAGACCUCCAGCAGCUCCAAACAGACCAACCAUCAUCCGCCCGUCCGAGCCGUCCCUGCUCGACUAAACACACGUACACUUACUCGUGUAACCAUGACGUCAUAACCAUCGCUCAUGCGUUAUUAUAAAUGAAUUGAUUUUUAUUGACACAUUAUUAUUGUGUAUAUAACAAAGCAGUAUCUCUAUAAGUAAUAACCCCCACACCACCCCAUGCUAGCCGUCUAACGCUAAUAUUAAAGCGCAGCCUCAGUGUUUUGUAACACAGCCUUUUGUAACAACAUGCAGUUCUAUUCGAUUCGUUUGCUAACGUGCCUUAAAGAAAAUGAUAAAAUGUUUAUGGUUAACUCUUAGCUGGUUUUAUUUAAUAAGGUUUGUGCUAAUAAUCAGCUGUAGCAUAUUACACACUAAUAUGAUGUAAUACAUCUGCGUGUUUGCUAACAUACUAACACUAACUAGGGACCAGAUUUUAACAGUGCCUUGAAUAUAACACUCCGUUAUUGUACAAGCGUCUUUUGUACAGAUUUAAAUAUUUGCUUUUCAUGCAUUUGUAUGUAUUUCUAUGCAGUUUAAUCCUACACUUUAUCUACAGCUACACUGAGGGGACUUUAGCUGGGUUACGUCCCUGUAAAACGAUGCAAGUAAACACAUCACAGAUUAGAGUGUAACACAUUACAACAACAGUUUCCGACCGAAUCCGAUUGGCGAGUGCAAUACGAUACGUUACAGCUACGAAAACACGUUUACAGAUAAACGUAAAUAUGUUUUUAAUCACAAAAAAAUCACUUAGGUCUAACUGUGUGGUUCAUUACAGGACACCAUCGAGCUCCCACAUCAGCUGACUUUAGUUAACUAACUAGCAAUAAUUAGUUAGUUAAUUAAUUAGCUUUGUACUUCGUGACCCUCAGUGUUGCUAUUUCUCGCUCUGUGGAGAUUUUACUCACAUUUAUAAGUUUAUAAGUGUUUAUAAGUUCGUUUAUUACCUUGAACAGGAUGUUAGAUUAUGGAGGGUGUUGAGCGAUGAGAGAUGUCACUUCACCGUAUCACUUUCAUACGUACACUUCAGUUGUUUGAGUUAUAAACACUUCACUUCUGUCAUUUUCUCAUGCAUGCAUUUAUUAUUUUAUUUUGCAGCCUGAACACAUCCUGUGACUGGCUUUUAUUAUGGAAGCAUUUUUAUGACUAUUUUGUAUUUCGGUGCCUCCUUCUGGUGUUAAAGUGCCUACUUUAUGUUACUGUGCCUCAUGAACAUGAGAUAAUGGGAGAGUAAUAAUAAAAAAGGGAAUUGAACUCAA
Messenger RNA from Tachysurus vachellii, 4026 nucleotides. It is a transcript of the gene dnm2b, whose product is annotated as dynamin 2b. NCBI's taxonomy places the organism in Eukaryota, Metazoa, Chordata, Actinopteri, Siluriformes, Bagridae. The transcript is spliced from 20 exons. Gene Ontology annotation, molecular function: microtubule binding; GTP binding; GTPase activity. Gene Ontology annotation, cellular component: cytoplasm; membrane; microtubule. Bases 216 to 2801 code for a protein of 861 amino acids. The record is from RefSeq and is a predicted model, not a curated record.